AUGGCGGUCGGAAUUCAUCGUAUGAAACACAGUAUAUCCUCGAAUGCUACUAAUCGGACUGCAUCUAGAUUAGCACGUCGUGUGAAACCAGAUCUAUGUCGUUUAGCAACUUUUCGACAAUGGAGAACCAAUACUCAAUCUAAUGUUUCACCUGCUGUACUCGCUAAAGUUGGAUUUUCAUAUACGGGAAAAGGCGAUAAAGUACAAUGUGACGCAUGUGGACUUGAAAUUGAUAACUGGAAAAGAGGGAUGGAUCCCAAGCAAGAACAUAUCAAUCGGCGACCUGAUUGUCCGUUUGUUCUAGAUCAACAUGAAAUAUUUUCAAAAAAUGAUCAAUCAAUAUCAAUUAUCAAGUCACCCAUUGCACGUACUCAUGUUGCGAACUCGGAUAUGCGAAGCUACAAGGAUCAUGGUGGUGGUGAUAUUGGAGAUAUGAACAAGAAAGGCAUUGAGAAUCCAUUCGUUUUUUCGUUAUCAACUGAAACAAUGGACAAGGCUCGAACGUAUACAUUAUCAAAUUGGCCAUCAAUAACACCAAGUGCUCAAGAAAUGACAUACGCAGGCUGGUGGUAUACUAAUAUAGCAGACCGGGUAAUUUGUAUUCACUGCGAUGCAAUGUUUCACAAUUGGAAUGAAACCGAUAGACCUUAUGAGAUUCAUCGGCUUAAAUCUCCUCAAUGUUUUUUUGUUCGUUCAAAUGAACAGAAAGGGACUAACAAUCAAAGACAAGUACCUGUACCUAUUCCGGCGACGAAUGAUGUACCUAAUAGUCAGACUAUUGUUGGAGCUGUACAUGCUGACUAUGCAGCAGUUUUUCGUAGGCAUCAAACAUUUGAGAAUUGGCCUGCAACCGAGCAAACAGCAUUACCAUCCAUUGAAUCUUUCGUUGAUGCAGGAUUUUUUUAUACAGGUGAUAACACUGUUGUCCGAUGCUUUUAUUGUAAUGGUGCAUUACGAAAUUGGCAAGCUUCGGAUGAUCCGAAAAUUGAACACGCACGUUGGUUUCCACAAUGUGCGUAUAUUCGACAGUUUAUCGGUGAGAAUCUUUACCAAGCUAUACAACGUAAAAAUCGUGAAUUACGUGCACAACAAAAUUUACAAGACAGUAAUACUAGUGAGACUUCACAAUAUAGUCCAUGGACAAAUGAUGAAAUUGAUCGAAUGGUCAAAGCGCGUCUUGAUUUACCAGUUGUUGAAAAACUUCGACAAGAAGGCUAUAGUAUGGCAAUUAUUCGAAAAGUUUAUGAAAUGCAGCUUCGUUUUAAAAAGGAUGAUUUUAAAAGUGAUGUUGACCUUCGUGUCGCAUGUCUUAUUCUCGAUAAACAAGUUAAAUUGAUCAAUGGAAAUGAGAACAAUAUACUUAUUCCGCAAAACUGGAUGAAAAAAUAUAUUGAGGAACAAGCACGAGGCAUCGGAUUUCGACAAAGUGAUACUAAACAAACAUUACCAGUUCAAAAAACGGAACCGCCGAAAAUUAUUACAACAGUUGCACCAGGUCCAAAAUUAAUGCCGAAGACAGAAGAGUCAACUCCUUGUCUUCUAUGUUUGAACACAGAACGUCAAGUUGCAUGUUUACCAUGUGGUCAUUUAACGAGCUGUGUAGCAUGCGGUCACAAAGAUCCAUUAUCAAAUUCUCUAUGA
This is a messenger RNA of Rotaria sordida, 1641 nucleotides long. NCBI's taxonomy places the organism in Eukaryota, Metazoa, Rotifera, Eurotatoria, Philodinida, Philodinidae. The record is from the annotation of a GenBank genome assembly.